CCCUACUCAUAUCUGGAGUUCCGACUUUCCCGUUCUUCUGAAAUGACUCGAGCCCUAAGGAAAUUGCCAUCUCCUUCCUAAGGAUGGCAUCCACUCGUAGUCGUAAUGAUACUCGAUGUCUGAAAGGGGAUAAGACUUUCUGAGACUUCUAUAAUGCCUUCUGUUUCUUGAGCUCUCCCUCUGGCUGGAAAUCUCUACUGUUCAUAAGCGGUGCCGGGAAGCUCAUAAAAAAUGAUAUAAGAAUGAGUCUGAUAAUUCCAACGGAUAAUCAUCUCUUCAAUGGCCGAGUUCCCCAGAUCCCUCUCUCCGAAGCGAGUUCUGAAGCUCCUCAAAGCGGAGAAAAACCCUCACUCUGCGCUCGCUCUAUUCGACUCAGCGACUCGCCACCCGGGUUACGCUCACUCCCCCAGCGUGUUCCACCAUAUCCUGCGCCGACUCGUGGACCCGCGAUUCAUUGCCCACGUCAGUCGGGUCGUCGAACUGAUCCGAACCCAGAAAUGCCAGUGCUCAGAAGACGUUGCGUUGACGGUGAUCAAGGCCUAUGCGAAAAACUCUAUGGCCGAUAAAGCUUUGGCUGUGUUUCAACAAAUGGACGAUAUUUUUGGCUGUAAACCGGGUAUAAGAUCGUACAACUCCCUUCUCAAUGCUUUAAUUGAGUCACGCCAGUGGGACCGAGCCGAGUCGUUUUUGGCGUACUUUGAGACGGUUGGUGUGACCCCGAAUCUACAAACGUACAAUAUCUUGAUCAAGAUUUCGUGUAAAAAGCAGCAGUUUGAGAAGGCAAAGGCGUUGCUGGAUUGGAUUUGGAACAAGGGUUUGAAGCCUGAUGUGUUUAGCUACGGCACUUUGAUUAAUGGCCUUGCAAAGGCUGGGAAUCCACGAAAUGCGUUGGACUUGUUCGACGAAAUGCCCAUCAGAGGGAUGGAACCUGAUGUUAUGUGUUAUAACAUUUUGAUUGAUGGGUUUUUCAAGAAAGGAGAUUUUGUCAAGGCAAUGGAGAUUUGGGAGAGGUUAUUGGGGGCAUCUUCAGUGUAUCCAAAUGUUGUUACGUAUAAUGUUAUGAUCAAUGGAUUGUGUAAAUGUAGGAUGUUCAACGAUUGUUUGGAAAUAUGGAAUAGGAUGAAGAAAAAUGAGCGGCAUUGCGAUUUGUUUACUUACAGUACUUUGAUACAUGGCUUGUGCGAAGUGGGUAAUGUUGAUGGGGCUGAAAGAGUUUAUAAAGAGAUGGUUGAGAGUGGGGUCUCUCCUGAUGUGGUAUUGUAUAAUUCAAUGCUUAAUGGAUUUUGUCGAGCAGGGAAGGUUAAGGAGGGAUUUGAGUUAUGGGAGAUGAUGGGGAAGGAUGGUUGCCGUAAUGUUGUCAGUUAUAACAUAUUUCUUAGAGGGUUGUUUGAUAGCGGUAAGGUUGAUGAAGCAAUGUCUAUUUGGGAACUCUUGCCGGAGAAGGGUUGCAGUGCAGAUUCAACCACUUAUGGAGUGUUAAUUCAUGGGUUGUGUAAGAAUGGGUACCUGUCCAAGGCUUUAUGGAUUUUGAAAGAGGCUGGAAAUGGGGAAGGUGAUCUCGAUGCUUUUGCGUAUUCCUCGGUUAUCAAUGGCCUAAGCAAAGAAGGGAGAUUAGAUGAAGUGGCUCAAGUUGUGGAUCAGAUGGAUACGCAUGGCUGUAAAAUGAAUCCUCAUGUUUGCAAUGCACUUCUUAAUUGGUACAUCAGAGCUUCCAAACUUGAGGAUGCAAUUCGCAUUUUUGGGGAAAUGGGAGCUAAGGGUUUCUCUCCAACUGUUGUCUCCUAUAACAUUCUCAUAAAUGCAUUAUGCAAAGCUGAAAGAUUUAGUGAGGCGUAUUCUUUUGUGAAGGAAAUGCUGGAGAAGGGCUGGAAGCCAGACAUAAUCACAUGUAGCUUGCUGAUAGACGGACUCUUUCAAGGCAAUAAAAUGGACAUGGCCCUCAACUUGUGGCACCAGUUUCUCAACAAAGCUUUCAAACCUGACGUAACUAUGUACAACAUUAUGAUUCAUGGGCUCUGCUCUGCUGGGAAAGUUGAAGAUGCUUUGCAGCUCUAUUUCAAGAUGAAGCAGUGGAACUGUAUUCCAAAUCUUGUAACCCACAAUACCCUUAUGGAGGGGCUUUACAAAGCCCGAGACUGUGAGAAGGCAUCAGCGAUCUGGGCCCUCAUCUUAAAAAAUGGGUUACAGCCGGAUAUCAUUUCCUAUAAUAUUACUCUGAAGGGGCUUUGUUCUUGCCUGAGGAUAUCAGAUGCUAUUGGGUACUUAAACCAUGCUUUGGAUCACGGAAUUCUUCCAACUGCCAUUACAUGGAACAUACUUGUAAGAGCGGUGCUUAGCAAUGGAGCUUCGACAUGAUUAUCAAAAUAAGUAAUGGGGCUUCGACAUGAUCUGUUUUGACUUAAAAUGGCUUCGAAAUGAACUGAGAGAGCAAAGCCACUAGAAUUGCUCCAAGAACAGCGACCUUUCGCCAAUCAGAAGAAGAGGACAGGAAAGAAUCUGCAAUGCUAAUGACUAUCAGGCUUAUUAAUGCAAGGUAAAUAUUCCUCCUGGUUUUUGAUCCGGCGUUCUCUUUAGUAACCUCUUUUAUCUUCUCCAUUUCCUCUUUUGCUUCUGAUUUUUCUGCAGGUGUCCUUUGCCUCAGGUUCUUGAAGAACAGCCCUUCAUUCCGGUCUUUCUCCAUUUGGCCUUCAAACUCUGCUACCUCGUUUUCAUUCUUCUCAAUCUCUAGUCUGUUCAAUUCUGAGGAUUCCUCAAAGGCCUGCAUGCGGCUCUCUAUAUUCUCCAUUAUCUGCCAAACAGAAAUGAAAAUUGAAAACAAAAUUAAGAAGUUCAACAAACCCUGGCACUAGCUUCAUCCAGUCCUUUGAGGGCAUCUUCUCCAAUCUUGUCAAACUCCGCAUUGGCUUCUUCGCCAAACUGUGAGAGAUAAGCUGACCUUUCAUCCAAGUAGUCGGUGAGACGGACUUUCUGAGCCUGAAGCAUUGCUAUUCUGGCAAGCAGCUCUUGCUUGCGGGUAUCUCCUUUGGGCGAAGAAGCCUCUGAAUUUGAGUCAUCGUUGGGCUUGCUGAGGCACAGGAAAGAAAUCUUUGUGUUGAGGGGUCUUUUUGUGUGGAAAAUUCCAUGUUUGGUUGCAGUGAAAGAGGUUUGAAUGGUUUUGAUGGCUACCAUCUUUUAAUGGCUUUCUUCUUCACGAGAGAUAGAGAGAUAUAUGGUAUGAGAUGUUUUAUACGUACAGUAUUUAGUAUUAAGCCUUUUGAACCUCUCGUUU
Messenger RNA from Juglans microcarpa x Juglans regia, 3268 nucleotides. RefSeq names its product pentatricopeptide repeat-containing protein At3g09060. Lineage: Eukaryota; Viridiplantae; Streptophyta; Magnoliopsida; Fagales; Juglandaceae. The record is from RefSeq and is a predicted model, not a curated record. Gene Ontology annotation, molecular function: protein binding. The transcript has 3 exons. Bases 280 to 2355 code for a protein of 691 amino acids.